GAGAGAGAGAGAGAGAGAGGGGGAAGUGUUGAGGAAGAGGCCGCCAUUGAUGCGAGAGCUUGGAGCUCGUGGUUGGUUGGAGGGAUGGAGUUUUGCCCGACGUGCGGGAUGCUUCUGCAAAUCGAACCGCCGAACAAUGGCCGGAGUAUGAGGUUCUACUGCCCAACCUGUCCCUACGUUUGCCCUAUUUCGGGCAAGAUUGUGAAGAAGGAACGCCUGGUGAAGAGGGAGAUGGAGCCAAUCUUUAGUGGUGACAAAGCCAUGGAAUUUGCCCCUAAGACUCAAGCAACCUGCCCGCGAUGCCAUCAUGGAGAAGCUUAUUUCAGGCAAAUGCAAAUUAGAUCUGCAGAUGAGCCAAUGACUACAUUUUACACAUGCUGCAACAAUAAAUGCAAGCAUGAUUGGAGAGAAGAUUAGUGUGAUCUUCAAACUCGUUAUCUUGUGAUUAUAUAGUCAUUGGCUGAGUUUUGUUAAACCUACUAGGGUGUGUUUUUUUGGGAGUUAAAAACUUAUUGAGAUCUUCUGGCUAAAUAAAAUGGCAUAAAUGCA
Molecule: messenger RNA, 549 nt
Organism: Dioscorea cayenensis subsp. rotundata (Guinea yam)
Lineage: Eukaryota; Viridiplantae; Streptophyta; Magnoliopsida; Dioscoreales; Dioscoreaceae
Product: DNA-directed RNA polymerase III subunit RPC10-like
Exons: 3
Coding region: 85-417 (110 amino acids)
Biological process (GO): termination of RNA polymerase III transcription; DNA-templated transcription
Cellular component (GO): RNA polymerase III complex
Molecular function (GO): DNA-directed RNA polymerase activity; nucleic acid binding; zinc ion binding
Source: RefSeq, a predicted model, not a curated record